Molecule: messenger RNA, 333 nt
Organism: Carlito syrichta (Philippine tarsier)
Lineage: Eukaryota; Metazoa; Chordata; Mammalia; Primates; Tarsiidae
Product: RING finger protein 150-like
Exons: 1
Source: RefSeq, a predicted model, not a curated record
CAAGCGUGCCGCAGUCUGGCUCUCUCAACAUGGCUGCUUUCCUUUUGUUUCGUGCAUCUGCUCUGCCUGGACUUCACCGUGGCCGAGAAGGAGGAAUGGUACACCGCCUUCGUGAACAUCACCUACGCCGAGCCCGCGCCGGACCCCGGGGCCGGGGCGGCGGGCGGCGGCGGCGCGGAGCUGCGCACGGAGAAGAGCGAGUGCGGGCGCUACGGGAAGCACUCGCUCAAGCAGGACGCCCGCGGGGAGGUGGUCAUGGCCAGCUCGGCCCACGACCGCCUGGCCUGCGACCCCAACACCAAGUUCUCCGCCCCGACCCACGGCAAGCACUGG